This is a messenger RNA of Gossypium arboreum, 1535 nucleotides long. Its product is annotated as patatin-like protein 2. NCBI's taxonomy places the organism in Eukaryota, Viridiplantae, Streptophyta, Magnoliopsida, Malvales, Malvaceae. The record is from RefSeq and is a predicted model, not a curated record. Gene Ontology annotation, biological process: lipid metabolic process. Gene Ontology annotation, molecular function: glycerophospholipase activity; monoacylglycerol lipase activity. The coding region runs from base 128 to 1348 and encodes 406 amino acids. The transcript has 7 exons.
UAUAGAAAACAAACAGAACAUAUAUCAUAUUAUCACCUCAUUGCUCUCUCUCUCUCUAUAUAUAUAUAUAUAUUUUAGUUAAGGCCAUCAAAGAAACAAUACAAGCUCCUCUUUCUCCCUUGACUAAAUGAAACAUCAACUUCCCACCUACGGUGAAAUAAUCACCAUCCUUAGCAUUGAUGGAGGUGGGAUUAGAGGAAUCAUACCAGGAACCAUACUUGCUUUUCUUGAGGCUCAACUUCAGAAACUGGAUGGUGAGGAGGCGAGACUUGCUGACUAUUUUGAUAUCAUUGCUGGGACUAGUACCGGCGGCCUUGUGACUGCCAUGAUCACAGCCCCGAACGAGAAGAAUCGUCCUCUUUUUGCUGCAAAAGAUAUAAAGGACUUUUAUCUUGAACACUGUCCUAAAAUUUUCCCCCAAGACACGUCGCCAUUUGCAGCUGCUGCAAGUUUGAUGAAAACUAUGGCAGGGCCGAAAUAUGAUGGUAAAUAUCUGCAUAAGCUCGUAAGAGAAAAGUUGGGAGAUGCAAGAUUGAGCCAGACACUGACCAACGUUGUGAUCCCAACUUUUGACAUCAAGCAACUCCAGCCAAAAAUCUUCUCCACCUAUGAGCUGAAGAUUAACCCUUGGAAAGAUGCUUUGCUCUCGGAUAUAUGCAUUGGGACCUCCGCAGCUCCAACUUACCUACCAGCUCACUAUUUUAAGACCGAAGAUUCUAAUGGUGUAGCGAAAGAAUUCCAUCUCAUUGAUGGUGCUGUCGCUGCAAACGAUCCGGCUUUAGUUGCUGUAAGCGAAAUGACCAAAGAAAUCGUUCGCAGAGCCCCUAAAUACUUUCCAAUAAAACCAACAGACUAUUCUAAGUUCGUGGUUAUAUCUUUGGGCACUGGUUCAGCCAAAUCGGAAGGGAAGUUUGAUUCAGAGAACGCUGCCAAAUGGGGAAUUUUGGGAUGGUUGAGUAGUGAAAACUCUUCUCCAUUGGUCGAUGUUUUCACCCAAGCAAGCAGCGACAUGGCUGAAUAUCACCUUGCCGCUGUUUUCCAAGCCUUUCAAUCUGAAAAUAGUUAUCUCCGUAUCCAGGACGAUACACUAGAGGGUCCACUUGCAUCUGUGGAUAUUUCUACUAAAGAAAACUUGGAGAAUAUUGUGAAAGUUGGGGAAGAUUUAUUGAAAAAACCAGUUUCAAGGGUGAACUUGGAGACUGGUAAAUUUGAGUCCUGUAACCAGGGAACAAAUGAAGAGGCUCUCGUAAGAAUGGCUAAAGUGCUAUCCAAGGAGAAGCGGCUUCGUGACAUGAAAGCACCACGUGGAACAGCUGCCACAAAAUUAAGAAAUGCAUCAAAUUGUUAAACUGCACAUUUAGUUACCAUUUAGUCAAUUGAAUAUAAAUCAGGUGGACUCGCCAGCCUUGAAAAUCCCGACUUUGUCUUUCAAAAUAUUGCUGUUUUCUUUGGAUAUUUGUGUAUCUUUUUUGGCCAAAGCUGUUUUCUUUGAAUAUAAAAGUUGCAAAAUUUGCUUCUUUCUUCUAUAUACACAA